UGUCUGCGUAACUCUCUCGCCGCUUCUCUGUUAUGAGUUAAAUUUCCAACCCACUCCACCACUAAGAUUCUCUUUAACGUUUAGAAUAUCUAUAUUAUUUUUUUCAUUAACCUGGUGUCACGGAUCGAGACCAUCACAAGUUCACCAAAGCAAUCCAUCUGCUGAGAAACCGGGGUGGUCUUGCAAGGAAAGAAUCAUUCUGUCCAACCAACCAAAUUACCCAAUAUUUUUCUGUUUUCUUUAAUUCCGCGCCGGUAGUAUUUUAUUGUUCUACUUUUUUUUUGUUUAUUUUUAGCAUUUCUAGACUUUUUUCUCUCUCUACUAGCUCUCUUUAUAUUUACUUCCCUCUGUAAUGUGGGGGCGGCCGGGUGGGUGUUUCCUGUAAUUGGUGCCUGAGGGAGUGGGCUAAAGGAGAGGAAGAAGGUGAAGGAAGAGAAUUAGGAGAAGCAGUAAAAGGAAAAGGUGUGUUAUUUGUGGGCUUUUGAUGAUGAGAGAGGCUGUGAGAGAAGGUUGGUGAAGUGAGGGUCUUUGCUGUGAGAGAGGGUCUGAUGGAUACCAAAAGACGGCUUAUUGCAGGUUCUCACAACAGGAAUGAGUUCAUUCUUAUCAAUGCCGAUGAGGUUGCCCGAGUGACAUCCGUUCAAGAAUUGAGUGGGCAAAUUUGCCAGAUCUGUGGGGAUGAGAUAGAAAUCACAGUCGAUGGAGAGCCACUCGUUGCUUGCAACGAAUGUGCCUUUCCUGUGUGCAGACCUUGCUAUGAGUACGAAAGAAGAGAAGGCAAUCAGGCCUGUCCUCAAUGCAGAACAAGAUACAAGCGCAUCAAAGGGAGUGCUAGAGUUGAAGGUGAUGAAGAAGAGGAUGAUACUGAUGAUUUGGAGAACGAGUUUGACAUUGGAGGCAACCCUCACCACAUUGCUGAGACCAUGCACUCUGCCCGCUUUAAUGUUGGCCGAGGUUCCCAAGCCAAUGCUUCAGCGACUGCCACACCAACAGAGCUGGAUUCUGCAUCUGUUUCUCCAGAUAUCCCUCUGCUGACCUACGGUGAAGAGGAUGUGGGAAUAUCACCUGAUAAGCAUGCCCUUUUUGUUCCCCCAUUUAUGAGUCGUGGGAAACGGGUCCUUCCAAUGCCAAUUUCCGAUUCUCCCAUGUCAUUUCAACCCAGACCCAUGGAUCCAAAAAAAGACUUGUCUCUCUAUGGAUAUGGAACUGUUGCUUGGAAGGAGAGAAUGGAGGAGUGGAAAAAGAAGCAGAAUGAGAAAUUUCAGGUGGUUAAGCACCAAGGAGGAGACAGUGGUGGAAAAAAUGACGGUGAUGAAUUGGAUGAUCCUGAUUUGCCCAUGAUGGAUGAAGGCAGGCAGCCACUUUCGAGGAAGUUAUCAAUUCCUUCAAGCAAGAUAAAUCCAUAUAGAAUGAUAAUUCUUCUCCGAAUUGUCAUUCUCGGGUUAUUUUUUCAGUAUAGGAUCACCCAUCCAGUCAAUGAUGCAUAUGGAUUGUGGUUAACAUCAGUCAUUUGUGAAAUAUGGUUUGCUGUGUCUUGGAUAUUGGAUCAGUUCCCAAAAUGGUGUCCGAUUGUGCGAGAGACAUACCUUGAUCGUUUGUCCCUGAGGUAUGAGAAAGAAGGGAAACCAUCUGAACUGGCUGAUAUAGACAUAUUUGUAAGUACGGUAGAUCCAUUAAAAGAACCUCCACUUAUCACUGCAAAUACAGUUUUGUCCAUUCUCGCUGUAGAUUAUCCGGUUGACAAAGUUUCAUGCUAUGUCUCGGAUGAUGGAGCUGCCAUGCUUACUUUUGAAGCCCUCUCUGAGACAUCGGAGUUUGCACGUAAGUGGGUCCCAUUCUGCAAGAGGUUCAACAUUGAGCCAAGAGCCCCCGAAUGGUAUUUUUCUCAGAAGGUUGACUAUUUGAAAGACAAAGUGCAUCCAGCAUUUAUAAGAGAACGGCGUGCAAUGAAGAGGGAAUAUGAAGAGUUUAAAGUUCGGAUUAACGGAUUGGUAUCCAUGGCACAAAAGGUUCCGGAAGAUGGUUGGACAAUGCAGGAUGGGACUCCAUGGCCUGGGAACAAUGUCAGGGAUCAUCCUGGAAUGAUCCAGGUUUUCCUUGGUCAAAAUGGUGUUUGUGAUGUCGAAGGAAAUGAACUACCUCGCUUGAUUUAUGUGUCUCGUGAGAAGAGACCAGGAUUUGAUCACCACAAAAAGGCUGGGGCCAUGAAUGCCCUGGUGCGGGUCUCGGCAGUCAUCUCAAAUGCUCCUUAUCUCCUGAAUGUUGAUUGUGAUCACUACAUAAACAACAGUAAGGCACUUCGUGAAGCUAUGUGCUUCAUGAUGGACCCCACUUCUGGAAAGAAAAUCUGUUAUGUACAAUUUCCCCAAAGAUUUGACGGGAUUGAUCGUCAUGAUAGAUACUCCAAUCGCAAUGUCGUAUUCUUUGAUAUCAAUAUGAAAGGAUUGGAUGGGAUCCAAGGACCAAUAUAUGUCGGAACUGGGUGUGUCUUCAGGAGGCAAGCACUCUAUGGAUAUGAUGCCCCCAUCAAGAAGAAACCUCCUAGGAAAACAUGUAAUUGUUGGCCAAAAUGGUGCUGCUUCUGCUGUGGAUCUAGAAAGAACAAGAAAAAGAAGUUGAAUGACAAAAAGAAGUUGAAAAACAGGGAGGCUUCACGUCAGAUACAUGCACUAGAAAAUAUUGAAGAGGGAAUCGAAGGAAUAGAUAAUGAAAAAUCUUACCUAAUGCCCCAAGUAAAAUUUGAGAAAAAAUUUGGACAGUCAUCAGUUUUCAUAGCUUCUACACUGAUGGAAGAUGGUGGAGUUCCAAAAGGAGCAAGUCCUGCAUCUCUCUUGAAAGAAGCAAUCCAUGUUAUUAGCUGUGGUUAUGAAGAUAAAACAGAAUGGGGAAAAGAGGUUGGGUGGAUAUAUGGCUCUGUUACAGAGGAUAUACUUACCGGCUUCAAGAUGCACUGCCAUGGCUGGCGAUCAGUGUAUUGCAUGCCGAAAAGGCCUGCAUUUAAGGGUUCUGCUCCUAUAAACCUUUCAGAUCGUUUACACCAGGUUCUGCGGUGGGCCCUGGGAUCUGUUGAGAUUUUCUUCAGCAGGCAUUGUCCCAUAUGGUAUGGAUAUGGGUGCGGCUUGAAAGGGUUGGAGCGUUUUUCUUAUAUAAAUUCAGUCGUUUAUCCGCUGACAUCGAUUCCUUUGCUUGCUUACUGCACCUUGCCAGCUGUCUGCCUCCUUACUGGGAACUUCAUAGUUCCAGAGAUAAGCAACUAUGCUAGUCUUAUAUUCAUGGCCCUCUUCGUAUCCAUAGCUGCUACUGGCAUCCUUGAGAUGCAGUGGGGAGGUGUUGGCAUACACGACUGGUGGAGGAAUGAACAAUUCUGGGUUAUCGGUGGUGCCUCAUCUCAUCUGUUUGCUCUCUUCCAGGGCCUGCUUAAGGUUUUGGCAGGGGUUAACACAAACUUUACAGUUACAUCCAAAGCUGCGGAUGAUGGAGAGUUUUCUGAGCUCUACCUCUUCAAGUGGACAUCAUUGUUAAUCCCUCCCAUGUCCUUGCUAAUCAUAAACAUAAUCGGAGUUGUAGUUGGGGUCUCAGAUGCUAUCAAUAAUGGCUACGAUUCAUGGGGUCCACUCUUUGGUAAACUGUUUUUCGCCUUAUGGGUCAUUGUCCAUCUUUACCCAUUCCUUAAGGGGCUGAUGGGGAAACAGGACAGGAUUCCCACCAUUGUUGUGGUCUGGGCAAUCCUUCUAUCAUCAAUCUUCUCCCUUUUAUGGGUCAGAAUAAACCCAUUUCUUUCAAAGGGCGGUCUUGUACUAGAAGUAUGUGGUUUGGAUUGUGACUAAGAUAAACAACACAGAAGGUUGAAGUUGAGUUCUAUGCAUCAUCGUCAAUGAGGGCUAAGUUUUAAUGGUUGUCGACGAAUACAUCACAUGACACAGCAUGGUUUGUUAAUAAAAACCAUUUGGUGGAAAAGCAAAGAUGCAAGUCGCUAUCCUGGUUGGCUGCAUGUAGAUACAAAGGACCGGAUCUAACACAUAUUCUUCUGCAUUAGUUUUAGUUUUCAUCAAUUCUUUCUGAUACGUGGGAUAGUGUGGUGGAGGGGUGAUUGUAUUCAGAUAAUCUAUGUAGUCCCAAGAGAAAAUAAUAAAAAUCUUAGUGUGAUUCAUAAA
Juglans regia (Persian walnut) is the source of this 4154-nucleotide messenger RNA. RefSeq names its product cellulose synthase A catalytic subunit 2 [UDP-forming]-like. The transcript has 14 exons. The record is from RefSeq and is a predicted model, not a curated record. Gene Ontology annotation, molecular function: cellulose synthase (UDP-forming) activity. Gene Ontology annotation, cellular component: trans-Golgi network; plasma membrane. The coding region runs from base 549 to 3827 and encodes 1092 amino acids. Gene Ontology annotation, biological process: cellulose biosynthetic process; plant-type primary cell wall biogenesis. NCBI's taxonomy places the organism in Eukaryota, Viridiplantae, Streptophyta, Magnoliopsida, Fagales, Juglandaceae.